Molecule: messenger RNA, 1116 nt
Organism: Lipotes vexillifer (Yangtze River dolphin)
Lineage: Eukaryota; Metazoa; Chordata; Mammalia; Artiodactyla; Lipotidae
Product: DNA topoisomerase 2-beta-like
Exons: 2
Biological process (GO): resolution of meiotic recombination intermediates; sister chromatid segregation; DNA topological change
Cellular component (GO): nucleus
Molecular function (GO): DNA binding; DNA topoisomerase type II (double strand cut, ATP-hydrolyzing) activity; ATP binding
Source: RefSeq, a predicted model, not a curated record
UCAGAGGGCGCUGGAGGAGGACGCGAACAAGAUGCAAGGAGGCGUCUGAAGGGCAGGAGUGGCAGACUCGAACGCAAGAACAAUGCUGCAAAAAAAGAAGAGUCAGAAACUGCAAACAAAAAUGAUUCUUCAAAGAAGUUGUCUGUCGAGAGAGUGUAUCAGAAAAAGACACAGCUUGAACAUAUUCUCCUUCGUCCUGAUACGUACAUUGGGUCGGUGGAACCAUUGACACAGCUCAUGUGGGUGUAUGAUGAAGAUAUAGGAAUGAAUUGCAGAGAGGUUACCUUUGUGCCGGGUUUAUACAAGAUCUUUGAUGAAAUUUUGGUUAAUGCAGCUGACAAUAAACAGAGGGAUAAGAACAUGACCUGUAUUAAAGUUUCUAUUGAUCCUGAAUCUAACAUUAUAAGCAUCUGGAAUAACGGGAAAGGCAUUCCGGUAGUAGAACACAAAGUAGAGAAAGUUUAUGUUCCUGCAUUAAUUUUUGGACAGCUUUUAACAUCCAGUAACUAUGACGAUGAUGAGAAAAAAGUAACAGGUGGUCGCAAUGGUUAUGGUGCAAAACUUUGUAAUAUUUUCAGUACAAAGUUUACAGUAGAAACUGCUUGCAAAGAAUACAAACAUAGUUUUAAGCAGAUAUGGAUGAAUAAUAUGAUGAAGACUUCUGAAGCCAAAAUUAAACAUUUUGAUGGUGAAGAUUACACAUGCAUAACAUUCCAACCAGAUCUGUCCAAGUUUAAGAUGGAGAAACUUGACAAGGACAUUGUGGCUCUCAUGACCAGAAGAGCUUACGAUUUGGCUGGUUCAUGCAAAGGAGUCAAGGUUAUGUUUAAUGGAAAGAAAUUGCCUGCCUGCGGGGUGCAGCCCAGCAAUUGGCGGAGCAGGCCAGGAGACCGAGGAGACUCCCGUAAGCGCCGAGAUAUAAGGACCGGGAUGGGCAGGGAUGGAAAGUUGUGGGGCCUGAAAGUUCCAGGUGGUAACCCCAGGAGGGCCGUCCAUGAAUGUCCUGAAAGUUCCAGGGGUGAUCCCCCAAAUUGCGGAGGAAACCCUGGGUGGCUCUCCACUAAUGGGGGCCCUGUGGUGGCUGUCCGUGAUGGACAGGGUCCGCCAAGGGAGUAG